Molecule: messenger RNA, 1708 nt
Organism: Calypte anna (Anna's hummingbird)
Lineage: Eukaryota; Metazoa; Chordata; Aves; Apodiformes; Trochilidae
Product: serpin B10
Exons: 8
Coding region: 25-1263 (412 amino acids)
Biological process (GO): negative regulation of endopeptidase activity
Molecular function (GO): serine-type endopeptidase inhibitor activity
Source: RefSeq, a predicted model, not a curated record
CUGCACAAGGCAAGGUUCAGAACAAUGGAAACUUUGAAUAAAGCAAACACAAGCUUUGCUCUCGACUUUUUUAAACAUGAGUGUCAGGAAGAUGGUGAUAAGAACAUAUUGUUCUCCCCUUUGAGUAUUUCAUCUGCCCUGGCUACUGUUUAUUUGGGAGCCAAAGGUAACACUGCAGAUCAGAUGGCAAAGGUUCUUCACUUUAACAAAGCUGAAGAAGCCAAAAAUGUCACCACAACCAUAAAGAUGCGAGUCUAUUCCAGAACAGAAGAGAGUGUAUCAAAUCGAUGUGCCUGUUUCCAAAAGAGAGAAAUUGGCAAAUCUGAUAAUAUCCAUACUGGAUUUAAAGCACUCAACUCUGAAAUCAACCAACCCACUAAAAAUUAUCUUCUUAAAAGUGUCAACCAGUUAUAUGGAGAAAAAAAAUCGUCUUUCAGUAAGGAAUACUUACAAUUAGCUAAGAAAUAUUAUAAUGCAGAGCCACAAUCAGUUGACUUUGUGGGAGCAGCAGAGGAAAUCAGAAGAGAGAUCAACUCCAGGGUUGAACACCAGACUGAAGGUAAAAUCCAAAAUCUGCUGCCUCCUGGAUCUGUAGAUUCACUCACCAGACUGGUCCUGACAAAUGCACUCUACUUCAAAGGAAACUGGGCAACAAAGUUUGAAGCUGAAGCUACCAGGCAAAGGCCUUUCAGAAUGAACACGAAUACAACUAAACCAGUGCCAAUGAUGUACCUGAGCGAUAAAUUUAACUGGACCUAUGUAGAAUCAGUCCAGACCGACGUUCUUGAGCUUCCAUAUGUCAACAAUGACCUCAGCAUGUUUAUCCUGCUACCAAAAGACAUCACUGGCCUCAAAAAGCUAGAAAGAGAAUUGACUGUUGAAAACCUAUCUGCAUGGACCAACCCAGAACUGAUGGAGAAAAUUAAAGUGGAAGUUUAUCUGCCCAGGUUCACAUUAGAAGAGAAAUACAACCUGAAAUCUACUUUAAGCAGGAUGGGCAUACAAGAUGCUUUCAUUGAGGGUCAAGCUGAUUUCACAGGAAUGUCAGAGACUGGAGAAUUGUUUUUGUCACAAGUUUUUCACAAGUGUUACGUGGAAGUCAAUGAAGAAGGCACAGAGGCAGCAGCUGCCAGUUCAGCUACGCUGGCAUCAAGAAGUCUUGGUGCUGCUGUUAUUUUUGUGGCAGAUCACCCUUUCCUCUUCUUUAUCAGGCACAACAAGACCAAGAGCAUCCUCUUCUUGGGGAGGUUCUCUUCCCCCUAGAAACUUGACUAUUGCUAAACAGGUUCUUGUAACAAUAAUAAUGAACAAAAUACACACCACAAAGAGAAUCUCUGUAGUCUGUGCAGUUCUUAAUUUUUCUAUACUGCUGACAAACCUCUCAAUGUUAGAAGAGAGCACAUACUAAAAACAACCUGGGAGUCAUGCUUCUGGGUCAUCUUCCUGGCCAAAGAACCCCAGAAUGUCAAAACUACACUCUAAGUACCAAACUGUGCACAGAACAACACGUAUGCCUCUUUUCAGUGCUUUCUGAACCUGAGCUUUCACAGCAAAGAACAGAUUAAGCUGAUUUAAACAGUAAGUCCCAACACACUUGCUUUGGUACAUACAAAGAAAAGAAACAGGAAAAACUCCUUCCUGCAGAAUGUUGCUGUAUCUCCUUUGGAUUCAGCUAGCUAAGCUGCUUAUCUCAGCACGGCUACCUCAC